GGCAACGCGGCGAUAGAAUACGGCGAACCGUAGAAUUCACGGAUCAACUAUCCUCCUCGGGUCGGCGGGGAACGGGUCCUCAAAACUCAGUCACUCGCAGACUCAGUUGCUGUGACAACGCCGUUUAACGCGACCGUAAACGGUGCUUUUGUUUUGCGCGAUACUAACGUUACUUCGCUAACGCCACCUCGAGGCUCGUCUCUGCAGAGGUCGAACCACAACCACCCCCUGGUUGGCAAAACAAGAAGAGGAACGAGGUAAACGAGAGAAAUCGGGGGUGGAGCGGACGACGGUUCGAGGAAGAGGAUUAACGCACUAUCGUCCAACCAAUGAUGAACUCGACUCGUAAUCACGGCUGAAUCACAUUUUUCUCGAGGACAAUUAUCACUUAUGACUUUAGACAAUUCAACUUCUCACGUAUAAGAGGCCAGGUUAGAGCCAGUGUUUCAUUAAUGUGCCUGUAACAUUUCAACGUCCAGGGACUCGAUCAGCGGCUAAUCAGUGACAAGUGCUGCGACUCCGACUACAGUGCAGUAGCUAGAUAUCGACGCAUCGUUUCGGAUUAAUCGGUCGCAAAAAUCUACAAGCACCGCAACGCCCCUUGCCCGCGGGAGAGUUGAAACGCGUUUGACUUUUCAGUGCAGGAAUAAACCAAGACCGGCUUUAUCCUGCGGUCGACUCACGGUCUAUCUUUUUUCACUCGCAAGGAUCGAGUAGCGGACGAAUAUAAUAGCGGUCCAAAGACGCGGCGGUUCGGGUCCUCGUCUCCUGGCCCGAGGGGAAGAUCGCAAAGGUGUUGUUCAGCCACGAAUCCAGAAUUCUCACCCCCGGCGGCGGCACACUCUCGCCCGGGGGCGCUGGGCCUCCUGCGAGCCCUCCCUCAGGACUCUACCAUCCUCCGACGCACAGUCCGCCACUGGUCAAGAUUGGCUCAGUUCAAGCUCAUCAGCCUGUCAGCCACCAGCAACAGCAGCAGCAACAGCCGUCACCCCAGCCGCAGCCGCAGGUGGCCGUGGCGGGGGCGGGGACGGGGGCCGGGGCGACGGGGGUGGCGAUGGCCAGGGCCGGCGGGAUGUUCUGCUACCACUGCCCGUCGGGUCUUCAGGCCCCCCGUUUGCCGCCGUCCCUCGAAUACCCCUUCGCCCCGACGCAUCCCUACACCAGCUACUCGGCGUAUCAUCCGGCGCUUCACGGUGUCGGGGAUGAUUCUUUUGUGCGGAGAAAGCAGCGGAGAAACAGGACGACGUUCACUCUGCAACAGCUGGAGGAGCUGGAGUCGGCCUUUGCCCAGACGCAUUAUCCGGACGUCUUCACACGCGAGGAUCUCGCGAUGAAGAUUAACCUGACGGAAGCCAGGGUCCAGGUCUGGUUCCAGAACCGACGGGCAAAAUGGCGGAAGAGCGAGCGGCUGAAGGAAGAGCAGAGAAAGCGGGAAGGCGGCUCGGAUCCCGGGCUGCCACCACGGCCCACCAGCCACGAGCCCGACGCGGCGAGCGCCGAGGGCGAGGACGUCGGUCCGGACGGAGGCUCGAGGAGUCCGAGCACCACCUCGGCGUCGGUCAGCCCGAGGCCCCAGCAGCCCCAGAGUCAGUCGUCCGUAGGGGGCGCCGCGACGCCGCCGCCGACGCCGACGUCGAUCAGGGCGCAGCCCGCGCCCCCCAGCACCGUCGGCACCGUCGGGGUCCUUGGACCCCCGACUGAGAGUUUCCCCUUGUCUCUGUUUUUCAGUAACCUAGGAUCAGCCGCCGGUUUCAGGCCGGUCGAACCACCCCCGUCAUUAUUUUUCCCACCACACUUGGCGGCCCAAUUUUCCCCGCCGUUGUUCGGUACGAAAAUCGGCAGCACUCCGACCUCCUUGUCAUCCGGUACCCCGUCUUUGUGGAGUAGCGGCGAUCACCGGCCAGGCAGCCUUCAGGACAUGCUAUCGUGGUCCCCGGCCGGGUGGCCGGCCUCUUUGUGCGGAUGCUGCAAGCCCGGAAGCAACGAUCUCCACAGGAGCAGCAGCCUGGCCGAGCUGAGAAGGAAGGCCCAGGAACACUCGACCGCCUCCGCGCUUUUGGGGGGCCUCGCCGGGUUCCCAGGCGGACUCCCCUUACCGUUGCCUUUGCCCCUCCUGCCCCCGUUGCUGGGUCUCUCAAGACGACCGGAACACCAUCACCUACCCUCGGUCGUUCACCAAAUACAACCGUCGACCAAAGAAGAUCCGUAGAUCGUAGAUCCCACCGCCGAAUCCCACGAUUUCCCACGAUUUGUACGCGGGAUGCACUGUACAGUGAUAACAUUCUCCGUAAACCAAUUAUGAAUCGCAUGAGAACGAAAGAAUUUAACAUCCCGUCGCGAAAAAUGAUCGCGUUCACGAUUUUAUAAUAUUUUGAAAGAGAAAAAAACGUCUCGAUUUUCGUAAAGAAAUUUCAAUGUGAUUUUUAUAUAUUAUCAUGUACAAUUUCAGAGACGGACAAUAUUGUAUAUAUUGAUUUGUUUUUCAACGAUGUUUCUCUCUUUCAACGAAAAUUCAACGCAAUUAGAAGGUUUGCAUUAACCGAUCGACUAUAUAUAUGUAUAGCGAAGAAAUAAUUCCAAUUUGGCAAAUAUGAAUCAUUCCGUGAUACUUGCCAACCUUUUUUGUCGAUGAUCGUGCGUACAGUACCUAUCCGAUCAAAAAUUGCAAAGUUACAAACAAUACGAUUGAAACCUCGCAUAGGUUCGUAUAACGAAUAGAAACGUGAUAGUAAUAUGUAGAGAUACGUAAGAAAUAUUAAUAUAAUAGUUAUAAUAAUAAUAAUAAAAAUAAUAACACUAAUAGAAACGAUUAUGAUAGUAUAUCGAUGUUGACAACGGAGUCGAUCGCCGUUCGAAAUUGUAUUAAUUUCUCCGCAAGAACGAAGUGAGGUUAAUCGAAAUGAGAUUCAAUAUAAUCAAAGUUAAAUAUAUAAUACUAUACUUCACUGCCCGGAGGCACGGCACACGUAUCGUAAACAACCAAUAUAGCAUAGCCGCCAAAGAUUGUAGGAAAUCUACACACGUAUAAACCUGUAUAUUGUAUUACUGUAUUCGUAAAUGCAUAAAGUUAAGAAUAACUCAAUAAUAUAUAUUUAAAACAAAAUAUAUUAAAAUAUAUGAAUAUAGGCAGUGAUAUUAUAGCUGAUUAUUAAGGUAGUUGUGUUGAAUAAACUUGUUCUCGUGAUAAA
Neodiprion fabricii is the source of this 3188-nucleotide messenger RNA. RefSeq names its product dorsal root ganglia homeobox protein-like (gene Drgx). Lineage: Eukaryota; Metazoa; Arthropoda; Insecta; Hymenoptera; Diprionidae. The coding region runs from base 1055 to 2209 and encodes 384 amino acids. The record is from RefSeq and is a predicted model, not a curated record. Gene Ontology annotation, biological process: regulation of transcription by RNA polymerase II. Gene Ontology annotation, molecular function: RNA polymerase II transcription regulatory region sequence-specific DNA binding; DNA-binding transcription factor activity, RNA polymerase II-specific. The transcript is spliced from 5 exons.